AUGACAGGUGAUGUUCGGCCGUCCCUGCUAUUAAUUGUUUUUGCUUCAGCGUUCAUAACCAUGCUGAAUGGUGCUGUUUCUGAUCAGCCUUUUGCUAUGGAUGGGUUUGUCACUAUGAAAGUGGAAGUGGUAGCGAGUUCUGCUUCGAAACCUGAUGCGACGAAGCUGAGUAAUCUAAUGAUUUCCGGUAAUAUAAAUUCAAGUUACCCCCUCAAGGUUAGUUGGUUAACUCUGGGUGGUGGUGCUGUGGACGUGUACACAGAAUCUGGAUACGCAGUUGUUGGCGUGGAUGGACACUGUAAAGUGAAUAAACAUCCUGGGAACAACAGCGAAGUUAUCUUGUGGGAUUCUCUUCGUGCCAUACUUGCUGCUAACAAUUAUACAGUUAAUCAGACCGACUUAUUGGAUCGUGGGUUAGACUUAGUAUCGUAUUCGCUUCCGCUCAAUCUUAAGAUUCCCUCUGAGUAUGGUGGCAGCGGAUCCGUGGAGACGUAUUCUGUCGAGUACUAUGUGCUGAACACGUGGACCGUGAACCAUGACGAGGUCGAUGAGUUCCCUGUGAAGCUUUUGUUGAAGUCCGCAAAGGGAGAACAAAUUUUGUUUACGUUUUUUGAUUUCAGCAAGGACACCUUGAAUAUGUCCUCGUUCGAGUUCCCGGAAAGUUGCACGAAACUGAAUGACAAGGCGGGGAACCACAGUGCUGGGGAAGACGACGGCAAUAACCAAUUGGACGGUAAAUUUAUGCCGCGACUCCCCCCGGAGUUCAGUGCCUACAUCCAAGUCAUUGCGCCUGAGGAAAAGAGGACGUGGACGGUCAGCGAGCAAUUUAGCGAGAGCAAAAAAUUUUCACGAUCAACUGUGGUAACCAGUGUCCCCAAUUCUGGUGGGCAGGUGGCAGUGUAUGAUUGGUACACCUUGGGAAAGUACCAGAUCUCAUAUUUUCGCGAACAAAGGAAGGUGGGCUCGACUUUGAAGUCGCCGUUAUCCAAAGAUCUCCGGGAUUACCUUUUUAAGGACUUUGAUGUCUGCAGAAAAGCUCAUCUGGGCAUCAACGUAACAGCGAGAACGUCAAGUGCGCUCAUGCUAAACUCUGUUGAUGCAGUACCUGUCUACAUCGGUACCCAAAAAGUGCGUGGGAUUAAUUGCAAGGUGUGGGCGGCUACUGUGUCCGGUAUUCGUGUGAGGUGGUAUUGGACGGAAAAGCAGGUGAACGCAUUCGAGAAUACAACAGAGGGUGGUCACCACUUGUUACUGCGAAUGAUUGUGGAAGGUAUCGGAACAUCCCCAUAUUUUGCUCACCACCCCUUCGUUGCGCAGGAAAAUUUGUUGCCGUCUCAGUACCACAAACGGGCGUGCGCAUGGCUCAACCCUGUGGAUCCCACCUGUCGGGGAGGGCACCGUCGUUUCAAGUACAUUUACGACGUUUUUUCUUUUGUUGAUUUUUUGGAUAGGGAAGCAGAGCUUCCUGACUCCUGCAUGUCUUUCAGAGCCCCUUCUGUGUCUUUGCCAAGCGGAUUGAAUGAUACUCUGUCGAGCACCAGAGUGCUCGUGUUUCUCUUUCUCUUCUCCAUUACCUCUGCCACAAUGGGUGGCUUUGUUACGUGGUGCUUUAUGUCUUCAAGAAUCCGUCGGUUGAAGGUCGACUUCAUCAAUGCCGGAAGAAAUAUUGUGGCGCGUCAGUCGUAA
Messenger RNA from Trypanosoma brucei brucei TREU927, 1686 nucleotides. RefSeq lists its product as hypothetical. NCBI's taxonomy places the organism in Eukaryota, Euglenozoa, Kinetoplastea, Trypanosomatida, Trypanosomatidae. The coding region runs from base 1 to 1686 and encodes 561 amino acids. The transcript has a single exon. The record is from RefSeq and is a predicted model, not a curated record.